AUGGCCAAGUACGUCUGUGGCUUCUACUACGUGAAGGGAGGCGACAAUCCGAGGCUGCUCCCUUACAAAUAUUACCUGCCGCAGGUUGAUCUCUCCGUCCACGCCACCAUCAUCUCGUCUACCUCCCGCACAUCGCUGCGCCAGAAGUUCGUCAACCCGUCCACGACCGAGCCCAUUCCCGAGCUGCGCUACACCUUCCCCAUCUACGACGGCGUCUCCGUCGUAGCCUUCAAGUGCACCAUCAACAAAGACCGUGUCAUCCACGGCGUCGUCAAGGAGAAGCACAAGGCUCGCCAAGAUUACCAGAAGGCUGUCCGCAAGGGAAAAGCGGCUGCCUUGCUCGAGCAGCUGCCUGAUGCCAGCGAUGUCUUCACCACUACCGUCGGCAACGUCCCUGCCGGCGCCGAGCUUGUCGUCGAGCUUGUUUAUCUGGGCGAGCUCAAGCAUGACGCUGAAGUCGACGGCGUUCGCUUCACCAUCCCCACCGUGAUUGCCCCUCGAUACGGCUCCUUGCCCGGCCAGCUGGGUGACAAGCCGCCUAACGCCGGCAACGGCAAGCUGGACAUCGUCGUCGAUGCUGAGAUGCCUGUGGGCUGCAACAUCAAGACUAUCCAGUCUCCAUCACACCCAAUCUCCGUCAAUAUCGGCACUCUCUCGACAGCUGCCGACUCCGACCAGCCUUCGCUGCACAAGGCCUCCGCAACUCUAGCUCUCGGAUCGGCCGAGCUGGAUAAAGACUUCAUCAUUCAUGUCGUUGCUACCAACACGGGCGAGCCCGUCGCCGUCUUGGAGACCCACCCAACCAUCCCCUCGCAGCGUGCUCUCAUGACGACCCUUGUCCCCAAGUUCACUCUCCCUCCCUCGCGGCCAGAGAUUGUCUUCCUCUGCGAUCGUAGUGGCAGCAUGGGCCUGGGACAUCAGAUCCCCAAUCUCAAGUCUGCUCUCCGACUCUUCCUUUGCUCCCUUCCCGUCGGAGUCAAGUUCAACAUCUGCAGCUUCGGAUCGCACCAUACCUUUCUUUUCCCCGAGGGCUCUCGCUCUUACGACAAGGGCAGUCUUGAUGAGGCCCUGCGCCAUGUCAAGACCUUUGAAGCCAAUUACGGCGGUACCGAGAUGUACGCACCCCUGGAGGACACAUUCAAGCGCCGUUACCAGGACAUGGACCUCGAGGUCUUCCUCCUGACCGAUGGCGAGAUUUGGAACCAAGUACGCCUCUUCGACAUGGUCAACAAAUACGUUGCCGAGAGCGACGGUGCCAUCCGUCUCAUGACCUUGGGCAUCGGCAUGUAUGCCAGCCACAGCCUCAUCGAGGGUUUGGCUCGUGCUGGCAAUGGCUUUUCCCAGUCUGUGGGCAAGAACGAGAACAUGAACAGCAAGGUUAUUCGCAUGCUCAAAGCCUCCUUGAUGCCCCAUGUCACCGACUACAGCCUCGAGAUUCACUACGCCGACCCACACAAGAACGUGCCGGGCGAAGGCGGCGACAACAAUGACGAUGAUGACUACGAGGUGGUCGAGAAAGUUAUGGAGGGACUCUCUAUCGAUAGUGAGAAGGAAGGCAAGGAGGUAGAGGCUGGCCCUGUCACCAAGGCCACGUCACUCUUCGACCCUAACAUCAAGGAGGACACGGCAAAGGACACGGCCAAGUCGCAAAACGCCGACAACAAGUAUGCUCAGGUUCCACCCAUCGAGCACCCGAAGUUGCUCCAAACCCCAUUCAAGAUCCCGACCCUUUUCCCCUUCAAUCGAACCACGGUCUAUCUCCACUUGUCCCCUGAGACAUGCCAACAGCCUCCACGCUCGAUCACUCUCAAGGCCACUUCCAAGCACGGACCCCUGCGGCUCGAUGUCCCCAUCACCAUCCUCCCUGAGAAGGGAGAGACAAUUCAUCAGCUUGGUGCCCGCAAAGCAAUCCAAGAGCUUGAGGAAGGCCGGGGUUGGCUCUUCCAUGCCACGGACGACUCCGGAAAGCUGCUAAAGGAGAAGCUUGAGGGCCGCUUCAGCGACAUGGUUGAGCGCGAGUGCGUGCGUCUGGGUGUCCAGUAUCAGGUAGCGGGUAAGUAUUGCUCGUUUGUCGCCGUGGAGGGCAACAAGAUGGCGUCCAAGAAGGACCGGGAGACCCACCAGCCACUUGCCGAGGGUGAAGCCAUGCGCACAGCACCGGCGAUCACCUCUGAGGAAGAGGGAGAGGUCGAGGACGAAGACGAAGAGGUGGGUUUCGGUUUCUUCGAUGUCGAUCGUAGCAAUAUGCGUAGCGAUAUGCGCACGGCCCCGGUCCCGCCUCCGCCUGCGGCCCCGAUGUUUACUUGGGGUAGCCCAUUCGGCGGCCCGGCCUCACCCUCCGUUGCCACUCCCUUUGGCGCAUCGGCCUCACCCGGCGUGGCCACCCCCUGCGUGGCCACUCUCUUUGGCGCAUCGGCGCCAUCCAGCGCUCGCUUCAGUGCACGGGCCUCUGCCCCGACGAUGCGCAAGUCCAUGAACGCGUCCGAUACACGCUGUCUUGUAGGCAGGGACGUUGCAGACGAGGACGACGACGAGGACGACUUGCCGCAGGACCAUCUGCAGUCAAUCAUUAUGCUGCAGUCUUUCGAUGGCUCCUGGACUUGCAGCGACAAGCUGGUCGAACUCCUGGGCGUCACCGAGAACGAUAUCGAGGCUGCUCUUGCGAAUGGUAGCGGCUCCCUAGUCAAGAACGACAUCACGAUCACAGCAGCUGUAGUGGCAUGUCUACGCAAGAAGUUUGCCGACAAGGAGGAUGAGUGGGACAUGGUGGUCGAGAAGGCAAUGGACUGGCUGCGGGAGAAGGCCGGCCCGGACGCAGAGGUUCUGGUUCAGUCGGCCGAGCCGUUGUUCAGCAACGAGUAG
This is a messenger RNA of Thyridium curvatum, 2862 nucleotides long. RefSeq lists its product as uncharacterized. The record is from RefSeq and is a predicted model, not a curated record. The transcript has 4 exons. NCBI's taxonomy places the organism in Eukaryota, Fungi, Ascomycota, Sordariomycetes, Thyridiales, Thyridiaceae. Bases 1 to 2862 code for a protein of 953 amino acids.